UUCCUCUCCUGUGCCCAUCUAGCUUACAAAAUGUCAACAAUGAGAAAGUUGUAUUUUCUCACAUUUUAUUAAUUUUCUUUCCAUACAAACACAUUUGGAAGCAAAAUAAUUAUAAAAACAAAAACAAAAACCUAGAAUAAACUAUUAAAUGACCUCUUGACCCUCCGCUGGGGUGAUUUGCAAGAGUACUGCGUUGGGGUUCCGGUUUUAGUUUUGGUUUUGGGGCUCCACUCUCACAGCAAAAAACCACAGCUCUGAAGAAACAGAGAAGAAGAGGAAGAAGAAGAUGAGGAACCAUCUCUUCAGGCGAUUCCUCCAGGCCCCUCUGUCGCAUUCUCGAUCCGCUCCUGCCUUCUCUCUCUCCUCUCGCCGCUAUGCAGUUUCAGCUCCAGUGGUUGAGGAAGAGGCUGAAACAGUUGUAUUUCCAAGGGAGGGCCCUGGGUUUUCAUACGGUCUUAACUGGGCUCUGGCUGGAAAGGGUGUAAUUGUGAAUGAUAAAGCUUUUCGAAAUUUGAAAUCCUCCGAGCUACAGCAGAAAGGCGCGACAAUUGCUGAGUCUUUGUCAGGACUUCCAAUUCACGUUAGGGGAGAUGUUCUUGGAGGAGCUUCAGAAAUUCCCAAAGCACAAUUUAGCAAACUUUUGAAACAGGUCACCGCUCACUUAUCGUCCAUCUCAGAUAUUUAUGUUCAUGAUGGAGCUAUUGGUUCAUCAUCAAAAUGUGAUGCUAAAGUUCGUGUAAUAAGUGAUAGUCCAUCUGCUGUAUUAUCACUUUCCAAUGUUCUGUGGAAAACCCCUACCCGUGCUGUUUCCCAUGACUCUUGUCCUCUGACGGUUUAUAUUGCUUCAUCUUUGAGUCCUGGUGCUGUGGAAGCUGCUGGUAUUGGAUCUCAAGGAAAGAACGGAUUAAUUGCUGCUGACAUCGAGCGUUCUUCUCUCAUUCUAUCUGGUAAGGCUUUCUCUGAUACAAAUGGAAUCAAAACAGCGUUAGCUGCCUUGUGUGGACCGAUUAUAUCUGCUCGGGGAGGUCUUCCUCUUUCUGCCAGGCUCUUGGUGUCUGGGGAUUCUGUGAUUCUUUUGUUCGCACCAGAAGAUAUCGUGCAGAGCUGCUCAGACCUGUUGGUGUCUUUGGAUGCUGGUGUAAUUUUGUCCUCUCAAGGUGUUGCACCAUUUUUUCAAACUGGGAAUUCUAGCGGGCCAAAUCUAUACAAAUUGCCAGCUGCUGUCAUCCUUGCAUCUUCUGAUAGCUCUGGAGUAAUCCCUUCUAUCUCGAAGCUCUCUCCUGGGCAAGCAGCAUAUCACUUCCUGGCCGGCUAUCACAAUGGCAAGUUUGUUCCUGCAUAUAGUAAGAGUCCAUCAUCUGCCAAUCCACUGGAGCUUGCAAAGGCUGUUCUAUCCAAGUUGAAAGAUGACCAGAUUCCAUCAUUCCUAAUCAAUGUAAAUGAAAGAGAAAAGCUCACAACUGGCAAGGACUUUGUUAAGCUGGUGCAAUCAACUCUAACAAAGAACGUACCCCCUUUUGAACCCAAAGGUAGCUUCAUUAUCCCAUUUCUUCCCCUGCUCUUUCUAGUUGUUGGAGAUAAACAUUACUUACUAAAUCUACCAAAUCACCAUCCUUGCAGGUGGAGACCUCGAAGGCAAGUACAAGAGCUUCUUAUCGGGCAAGUUUAAAGAAUUACCAGAGGAAUUCUUGUUCUGAGAUUGUGAGAUAGGUAUGCCAUUGUGACUCCUGUUUUUCUUCCAGAGGGUAAAUUAGAGCCUACCUCAUGAAAUUAUAGUUGGAAGACAUUUGUAUGAUUUUUGCUUCUGCUCUCAUAAUGUCUGGAGGGAAGUACCAGAGACUGAAAUAAGUUAAUAACCCAUGUAUUUUUUCUUCA
Molecule: messenger RNA, 1875 nt
Organism: Vitis vinifera (wine grape)
Lineage: Eukaryota; Viridiplantae; Streptophyta; Magnoliopsida; Vitales; Vitaceae
Exons: 10
Coding region: 287-1669 (460 amino acids)
Biological process (GO): gluconeogenesis
Cellular component (GO): cytosol
Molecular function (GO): phosphoenolpyruvate carboxykinase (ATP) activity; ATP binding
Source: RefSeq, a predicted model, not a curated record